Molecule: messenger RNA, 3195 nt
Organism: Acipenser ruthenus (sterlet)
Lineage: Eukaryota; Metazoa; Chordata; Actinopteri; Acipenseriformes; Acipenseridae
Product: transmembrane protein 209-like
Exons: 15
Coding region: 149-1903 (584 amino acids)
Cellular component (GO): membrane
Source: RefSeq, a predicted model, not a curated record
UCUUUGUCAGAAGAAUUAAUUUCUCUUAGAUCAAAAGCUCAUAGGAAAACAUCAGCUUCUUACUGCUUUGAAAACAAUUCACGUCCUUGAACAACUAUGGUUGGGGCGGUGCUAAAACUUAUUUGCACGGAACGGAAGUGAAAUAUUUAUGAACAGAGCAGUUCCGGUGUGUAGUUCAUGGCGUGCAAGUACCAGGGAAGAGAGCGGGAUAAAAAUGACACCAGUUAAAGAUGGGUCAGGACCAGACCUUAUUGACAGGACAAUAAGAAUGAGAAGGGAGGAGCAAGCAAGGAAGGUGGUCUUGGCCUGGGGUGUUCUCAAUGUCUCCCUGGCGGGAAUGAUUUACACUGAAAUGACUGGAAAGAUGUUGAGCAAAUACUGUAACAUCACCUACUGGCCUCUUUGGUAUAUUGAGCUUGCCUUUGCCUCUUUGUUCAGCCUUAAUGCCUUGUUUGAUUUCUGGAGAUACUUCAAAUACACAGUGACUCCUUCCAGCUUUGUUGUGAGUCCUGAACAGCACAGAUUACUCGGUCUCAGGCACUCAGGCAUACAGGCAUCUCCUCCUCAGAAGCCAGAAAACCAAGAGAAACCUUCCCCUACACAGUCCUCCCCCGUUCAAGGCCAGAGCGUGCUGAGUUACAGCCCCUCCCGGGCACCCAGCGCAAGUCCCAAGUUCUCCACAGGUUGUAUAACAGGAUACAGCCCUCCUUUGCAAAGUCCUUCCCCCACAGGCAGUGGCUCAUACUCCUCGUCUGUGGCCUAUUCAGCAAGCAACAGCUUUAGCAAGGUGGUGAGCUAUAGUCCGACUCCAGGUUCUCCUCCAUAUCCCAGCAGUAUUGGACCAGCAGAAGGCUCUAAUCUUCGGUCUCGCUAUCGCACUUCACCCACUGUGUUCAACUCUCCUGGUGGGAAAGAGGAUUACAUGGCAGACCUCAAGUCACUGGAGAUGUUCCUACGUUCUGAAGAAGAAAAAAGGCAUCGCAGCCAGCUCGGAAGUCCAGAGGCUGUUUCCCCUUCAAACAGUCCAACAUUUUGGAAUUACAAUCGCUCUGUGGGAGACUAUGCUCAGACCCUGAGGAAGUUUCAGUACCAGCUAGCCUGCAGGUCCCAGGCUCCUUCAGCAAACAAAGAUGAGACUGAUCUGGGGUCCAAACAUGCUGCUGAAGAGGUCUGGGCCAGGGUUACAGUGAACCGUCAGCUGCUGGAUCGCAUUGAUUCCUGGACUGCAAAGCUCAGAAAUUGGAUUAAUGAGACUAUUCUGGUUCCUCUGGUGAAAGAGAUUGAUUCUGUGAAUACUCUGCUGCGGAGAAUGGGGUGUCCUGAACUGCAGACUGGAGAGGCCAGUAUCAGCAGUCUUAAACAAGCAGCCCUUGUCAAAGCAUCCUUGAUCCCAACAUUGAAUGCUAUUGUGCAGUAUCUGGAUAUCACAUCUAAUCAGGAAUAUCUGGUGGAACGAAUCAAAGACUUGGCGCAUGGUGGGUGUAUGAGCUCAUUUCGAUGGAAUGGAGGAGGUAAUUUGAAGGCAAGGAAAUGGGACACUGACCUGCCUACAGAUUCUGCAAUAAUUAUGCAUGUGUUGUGCACUUAUCUGGACUCGAGACUACCCCCUCAUCCCAAAUACCCUGAUGGAAAAACAUUCACAUCCCAGCAUUUCAUACAAACGCCUGACAAACCAGAUAUGUCAAAUGAGAACCUGUUUUGCAUUCAUCAAAGUAGUAUUAACCCUCCACACUACCAACUCAUCUACCAGGGACACAUCUACAAUCUUCCAAAGGGUAGAAACAAUCUGUUCCAUACAGUCCUUAUGUUCUUGUUUGUUAUAAAGACUAAGGAAUCUGGAAUGUUAGGAAGGGCAAAUCUUGGCCUAUCUGGAGUAAACAUCCUGUGGAUAUUUGGUGACUAAUGUACUCUGUGCUGCUGUUCCUGAGUUUGUGUUAUUACUUGCCUAUAAUAGGUGGAUUAGAAUCUGUAUUCAUGGUAUGAGUUUGUUCUUGAGAUCAUAAAGCGUAAGGAAUGGAGAUUUUCAAGGCAAUUAUUGCUAUAUAACAGGAUUUAUACCAAUGUAUAAUAUAUGCAGCAACCUGCUGACUUUGGGCUAGAUUCACAAAGCUAUUCACUCCAAAUCACAUUUCUGAAAGGAAAAACACACAAUAAAUUUAACAAACAAGAAAUGAACAACUUACUUUAGGGGCUUGUAAGUAUUUGCAAUGUUAUGUUUUUCCUUUCAGAAAAAAGUUUUGAGUAUUAUUGGUUCAUUGCUCUAAGAUAGGUUACUUCCACAUGUAAAGACAUAAAUGAAAGGUUUUCUUGCCAUUUUAAAUGUCACUUUUAUCCAAGAUUGAAUUAUUGCUUUUCAGUAGUUAAUAUUUGUAUAUACGAAUGUAACUUUUACAUGCUACUGGUACUUAGUAUAUUUAUUGUAUAGUUCAAGUACACCCAUUUUCCUUAAGGAAUAGAGAAAUGUAACUAAACUUGAUUUGAAGAUAACCAUAGGUCUGCUGUCAGUUUAGAUUUAUUUUUUAAUAACAGAACUGUCAGUCUGAUCUAAGUUAAGAACAUUUAAAAGUGGGUGAUGUAAGUACUUGUUUUAAUAAACAUCUGUUUUAUUUUUCCUUUAUUUUACGGAAAGCUUCAUACAUUUAGCACUGACGGAAGCAGACUUUUCUACAGAACAAUAUCAGUUUUUUGUUUUCUAUAUGGAAACAUGGUACUUUAACUAAAACUCAAGUACUAUUGAACUUGAGCUGUUGGUUACAGUUUGUUUUCUUUUGAAGUUUUGUCUGCUUCAACAAAAAACAUAAAAGUCUGAUCACACCAACUACAAUACAUGGGAUGGGUUUGUUUGUUUGCUGGGUUAGUAUCAAAUAUCUUUAUUGCAACAACAAAAAAAUAUAUAUAUGUAAACCAAUUGCUUUGGAAAUCAGGUCCUCUUCUGUUUGUGGAGGUUUCUGGUUCAGUUCAUUCUAAAUAAUUUCAGAUACUGUCAUGAAAUUGUUUAAUCUUUGUGUGAACUUUGCUUUCAUUGUAUUAACAAAAUUGCAACUGAAAUAAGCAUACCUGCAUACAAACCUAUUUAUUUAUAUUCUUGGGAAUUUAUUAAAAAAAAAAAAAAAAAAAAAAAAAUUAAACAGUAUUCUGUUUUGUAUGGAUAAAAUUGCAAACCAGAUUUAUGUUCAUUAAACACAUGUGAACAGC